AUGGCUCGAUUAAUUCGAACUGCUCAAAGUGCGCUGCGAUUGUCUUCUUCUUGUUCAUGCAAAACCCUAGUCAAUGGCAUUCAACGCCACCCAAAUCCUCCGCUGCAAGUGCAGAAAGCAAUCUCAACCUCUCUCUUCCAAAACAGACCUUACGCUUCUGAGACGCUUCCCAAGUCGCCCAUGGAAGCUAACAUCCUUAGAAUCCUCAGAAACGAGGAGGAGUACCAGUCCGAUUAUGCUCCUCCUGAACAGCCUCCUACAAAAUUCAAUUCGUUUACGGUGCAAGAUCGGCCAGGUGAGCUGUGGAUGACAAUGAGAGGAAAAUUUGGAGACACUGAGGAUAUUAAAAUUGAAGUUACUAUGUUUGAUGGGUAUGAAAUGGUUCCCAAGACUGGAGAUGACAGUUCUGGGGAAGACGUGCUUCUUCACCUCAGUAUGAUUGUUGAUAUUUCCAAGGGGGAUGGCUCCAAUGAUUUGGAGUUUCUGUGCUCGGCCUGGCCGGACCGUCUAGAGGUUCAGAAAGUUUAUGUUCUUGAUCGUUAUAGAAUGCCGGCUAAGCCAUAUAUGGGACCUGAUUUCAGGAGUUUGAAGAGAACGAUUCAAAAGAGGUUUAUUGAGUAUUUGGAAGCAAGGGGAGUGAAUGAUGAGCUUUCUGUUUUCCUGCAUCAAUAUAUGGCGAACAAGGACAGAAUAGAACUUAUCAAAUGGUUGGGAAAGGUCAAGUUGUUUCUGGAAAAAUAG
Messenger RNA from Prunus armeniaca (apricot), 741 nucleotides. The record is from the annotation of a GenBank genome assembly. Lineage: Eukaryota; Viridiplantae; Streptophyta; Magnoliopsida; Rosales; Rosaceae.